This is a messenger RNA of Olea europaea var. sylvestris, 652 nucleotides long. Its product is annotated as histone H3.2. The transcript has a single exon. Bases 73 to 483 code for a protein of 136 amino acids. Gene Ontology annotation, cellular component: nucleosome. Lineage: Eukaryota; Viridiplantae; Streptophyta; Magnoliopsida; Lamiales; Oleaceae. The record is from RefSeq and is a predicted model, not a curated record. Gene Ontology annotation, molecular function: protein heterodimerization activity; DNA binding; structural constituent of chromatin.
CACCACUAAUCAUCACACACAAUUUUUUUUCGAAACUUCUCCAUUAUCAUUUAGCAUAAAAAAUCUUCAUCGAUGGCGCGUACAAAGCAGACAGCCAGGAAAUCAACCGGUGGCAAAGCACCCAGGAAGCAGCUGGCAACAAAGGCGGCACGGAAGUCGGCCCCUGCAACCGGAGGAGUGAAAAAGCCUCACCGAUUCCGCCCGGGUACGGUGGCACUGAGGGAAAUCAGGAAGUACCAGAAAAGCACUGAGCUAUUGAUAAGGAAAUUGCCAUUCCAGAGGCUUGUUAGGGAGAUUGCUCAGGAUUUCAAGACGGACCUUAGGUUCCAGAGUUCUGCCGUGGCGGCUCUACAAGAGGCUGCCGAAGCUUACUUGGUUGGACUUUUUGAGGAUACCAAUCUCUGUGCUAUUCAUGCUAAGAGAGUUACUAUUAUGCCCAAGGAUAUCCAGUUGGCUAGGAGGAUUAGGGGUGAAAGGGCUUAGACAUCUAGUAAUCGAAUUUGGUGGUAUAUUUUGGUACUUUUGCUUAGUUUUAGCGCUGUUGGAAUUGGUUACUUGCUUAACCAGUGGAUCUAUGCAAUUUGAGAUGUAAAAAAUUGGGGUAAUUUAAUGAAUUAGUAAAAUUCUCAAUGGAUCAAUUGUGUUGCAUCAA